AUGAACGCAGAAGUGAGAUUAGAACGUCUAACAGGGGCGGAUCAAGGUUCCAUAUGCUAUUCAUUUAUUACGAAACUUUUUUUUCAGGAAUAUCUUUGAUUCGAAUGAAUCGCCCAUCUCGCAAAAAUUCACUAGGAAAAGUUUUCAUGGUUCAGGUUUUUUUUAUCUUGAUUUUCAGAACACAUAAGUGCUUUAGUUUCGCCAAAUCUUGGAUGAUAUAAAGUUUGACAAAGAAACAAAAGUGGUGAUUCUCAAAAGCGACAUUCCCGGAACUUUUUGUACAGGUAAUCUCUUGAAAAAAGUUUAAAUUUAAAAAAUUUAAUUUAAUAGGCGCGGAUUUGAAGGAGCGAAAAGAAAUGUCGACCGAUGAAGUUCCGAAAUUUGUGGACAGUCUCCGUUCUUCAUUCACAGAUGUACUUUUGCUCUUCUUAUUCUAAAUUUGAAUCGAAGUAACUAUUUCAUUCAUAAAUUACAGAUGGAAAGACUCCCACAACCAGUGAUAGCAGCCAUUGACGGCUUCGCUUUGGGUGGAGGACUCGAAAUGGCUCUUUGUUGUGAUAUUCGCGUUGCUUGUGAGAUUUUUUGUUUGAAAAUAUUCAAGCGACUUUUGCCAGUCAGUUGAAUGAAAAACGGUUUCAUCUAAAAUUCUUUUUUAGCAAAGAAGUCAACAUUGGGUUUGGUGGAGACGAAAUGGGCUCUGCUUCCUGGCGCCGGCGGCUCUCAGCGUCUGGCACGACUCAUCGGUCCCGCCAAGGCCAAAGAACUGAUUUUCACGGCGCGAAUGUUCGACGGCGACGCUGCCGAACGACUCGGAGUCGUCAACCAUGUCGCCGAAGACGCCUUCGAGAAAUCUCUGCAAAUCGCCAGGGAAAUCAUCCCGAGGGUAGUUAUCAGUGUUCCAAACUGUAGUUCAUCCAACUUCUCAGGGACCGAUCGCCGUCCGCAUGGCUAAAGUUGCAAUUAACCUAGGAAUUCAAACCGACAUUACGAGUGGAUUGUCCGUCGAGCAGCAAUGCUACGCUCAGGUUCCAUCGGUUUCUCUGAUUUUUCAAAAAUUUUCUUGGCAGAUUGUCCCAACGAAAGACCGGCUCGAAGGUCUGAAAGCGUUUGCAGAGAAGCGUCAGCCCGUCUACAAAGGAGAAUAA
Messenger RNA from Caenorhabditis auriculariae, 1145 nucleotides. Lineage: Eukaryota; Metazoa; Nematoda; Chromadorea; Rhabditida; Rhabditidae. The record is from the annotation of a GenBank genome assembly.